Molecule: messenger RNA, 480 nt
Organism: Protopolystoma xenopodis
Lineage: Eukaryota; Metazoa; Platyhelminthes; Monogenea; Polystomatidea; Polystomatidae
Source: the annotation of a GenBank genome assembly
AUGGUGGAUGAUCCUUCAAGUCAGGCCUCGCGAGAGGAGACAUGCGGUCCCACUGAGGUGCGGGUCACACGGGCCUUUCUUGCCCUCAGUCACGCUGAACAGUUGCCCAGUAGGACUAUGAUCCUUCCAUAUGAUCUUCUAUUAGUCCCCCCUCCUAACUGUCCGUUCAACUCACCUCGACAACCUCCUUCAGCUCCUCCCACAACCCUUUUAGACACUUUCCAGGCCGCACAUCAGCCUUAUGUACAAUUCCAGAGGCUCAGGGCCUACUACAAACAAAGACAUACACAUGCACAUCUUGUAGCCAUAUCCAAGCCUCGUACAAGUCUGGCCUCUGUUACUGAGACAAUUUUUCAGGCCCUUUUAAACAUGUUGAUUCAUGAGACUAGAGUGGUUUGUUCCCUUUCAAGGAAAGAGUUUUGGCUUCUGUCUGCUUGGCCCAACAACCUUCAUUCCCGUUCGAACAUACCUCGUGUUUGA